GUUAAAUAUAUAAAUAUAAUCGCAAAAAGAAAAGAAUAAAUAAAUAAAUAAAUAAAAUAAAAAAAAAAAAAUAGAAGAUGUCUUGUAAAGCGUAUGCGUUUACCUGCAGUAUUGCGUUAAUUACUUUGUUGGCCAUACGAACAGUUGCCGCCGACAUUGAUGAUAACGAAGUCAACGAUGCUCAAGACCAUUAUAUGAUUCAGGGCGUAAAGGUGUAUCAAGGUGAUCGACAAUGCGUCCUAGUUGGUGGUCUUUGUGUCCAUAGUAGCGAUUGUCUUCAACCGACCACUAACAAGGGCUUAUGCCCAUCGAAUGCGCAUCGUGGCGUCGAAUGCUGUUAUGAAUUACCUGUGAGGCCGGCUCCUUGUGUUCAACAUAUGGGCGCAUGCAUGGACAGAUGCCCUACAGCCCUUACAAGACCGGGCAUAGACUGUGAGAAUGGAAAGAUCUGCUGCGUAUUAAUAUGAAUAAUUUUUGACAGACCCUCAACAGUUCUGGGCAACUAGCGACAGAUCUCUUCAUAAUGGCCACGGAUGCAAAGGUGUGGCUGUAAAUUGCAAAAACGCGACUUCAGAAAAACGAUUAAAUGGAUUAAGUUAGUUAAAAUAUUUUAGUUGUUAUUAGUAUUUUUUUUUUUUUUUUUUUUUUUUUUUUUUUACUAUAAAGAAAUGAAAACUGUGUUCAGAUUUUUAUUAUUAGAAUGAUACAAUCGAUACAUUUUAACAAGCAUAUUAUUAUAUUAUUUAUUUAUUGUAUUUAUAAUAUAUAUAUUAAACGAACUACUACCAUGUCGCUUACUCGUACAUAACUUCCAUUCAUUUACUAAUGGAAGUUUUAAGCUAAAA
This is a messenger RNA of Glossina fuscipes, 845 nucleotides long. Its product is annotated as U-scoloptoxin(19)-Sm1a. The record is from RefSeq and is a predicted model, not a curated record. NCBI's taxonomy places the organism in Eukaryota, Metazoa, Arthropoda, Insecta, Diptera, Glossinidae. The transcript has 4 exons. The coding region runs from base 78 to 467 and encodes 129 amino acids.